CUAUGUGGAAUUACGCCACUAAUAUUUCUCAGUGAGAGGAGAAAAACGAAGUAAUGGGAAAAAGCGGGAGGAAGUCGAAGGUCUCUCAAAGGCAACGUCGCAUUCUUCAUGGAGUCGGUGACGACGCGUUACCUUCUUCUGCUUAUGAUAUUCCUGAGGACCAGGAAGUACGCGGCCGCCGUGCAGAUGGAGAGGGGGAAGAGGAAGAUGGGAGCGCAACUGGAGAUGCGGAUUUGGUAGAAAAUGAGACGUCAAUGGGCGCUUUGCUGAAGUUCGAUCUCUACCAGCAAUCUGUUCAGUCACCCAAGGGAGAUAUAAGCUACUUGCAGAAGUUCUUUCUGAUGUAUGUGGGAGGAAGACGACCGCUACACUUGCAAGAAGAUUUCUGUGGCACCGCCCUUCUCUGGGAGAGCAUCAGCAUGCAGUUUAUGCUGGCAAGUAUCAUUGUAGAAAUUCUUCAGAGUUGAUUUAACAGUAUCAGCAUCUUUCAAGGGGUAAA
Messenger RNA from Dendrobium catenatum, 499 nucleotides. RefSeq lists its product as uncharacterized. The record is from RefSeq and is a predicted model, not a curated record. Lineage: Eukaryota; Viridiplantae; Streptophyta; Magnoliopsida; Asparagales; Orchidaceae. The coding region runs from base 54 to 467 and encodes 137 amino acids. The transcript is spliced from 3 exons.